CAGUAGUGUCUAUUGUCCAUUGGUUAUUGAUGUGUAUUUAUUGUUUUGGAUUAAUAUUUUAAAAUUAAAUAUUUAUUAACACCGCUUUUUUAACAAACGUUGAAAGAAGUAAAGUAUAAAAGUUAACGAUGUACAUAAUUACAGCAAAAUAUGUAUUAUUUGUUAUGUUGACAGCAAAUACGUUAAACUCAGUGAAUUCUAUAAAUUGUUAUCAAUGCUCUGGAACUGACUCAAACGAACCCUUUGAGUGUAAUGAGUAUUUAGACACCGACACGGCCUUAAUUCCAACAGAUUGUAAUAGUAUUCAUGAUGCUCAAUAUUGCAUCAAACAUGUUGGAAGAUUUGAAGGUGGGAUAAGUACAAAGAGAUAUUGUUCUUCUUUAGAUUUAGGAAACUAUUGCAAUUAUGUCCAACAGCCUGGGGAUAAACUAGAAUACAGGACAUGCAUUCAUACAUGUAAUACCGAUGGAUGUAAUGGUGCUUCUAGCAUUCAAAGUUCUGCAAUAUUUUCAUUACUAGUUUUAAGUAUAUCCAUAUGGAUUAUAAAAGUGUAGGUAUUGUGACACUAUUUAAGAUAUUUUUUUGAAAUUGUGUUAGUGUUUUUAUACUACCUCUUACAAUUAUGACUUUGUAUAUUAGAAUCUCAAUGUAAUGUGACAUUCCAUUUUACAAAUGACAUCACUAAAUAUUUACAAUUUUUAAUAAAAUAUUUAAGA
Vanessa tameamea is the source of this 716-nucleotide messenger RNA. It is a transcript of the gene bou, whose product is annotated as boudin. The record is from RefSeq and is a predicted model, not a curated record. The transcript has 3 exons. Gene Ontology annotation, biological process: sleep; positive regulation of voltage-gated potassium channel activity; regulation of synaptic transmission, cholinergic. The coding region runs from base 129 to 554 and encodes 141 amino acids. Lineage: Eukaryota; Metazoa; Arthropoda; Insecta; Lepidoptera; Nymphalidae.